AUGUCGUCGUCCCGAGCUACUUGCCAAGUCUGGUCUGCGCCGACAUCGUUGAAGGAAAGUGGAGACGGCUAUGACGAAGACACGUAUCUCAUCAACGGCAUUCUACACAAGAGCAUGCUGCAAACUCCCUCCUCCAAGCAGAUCAACGGAGAGGAGGUGGAGAUAGAUGAAGGAAAAGAGGAGAAGAAAGCAUACGUCUGGAGCCACACCUCCAUCGCGUCUGGUCAAGACAUCUACCGCGGAUCAUUCACCACCACUUUCUCCACCCAUGCAAGCAGAGAUACCAAAGACAAGAGCGACACCGAGCGUACAGCCCUCGCCAACGAAGUACUCGCCUAUCUCCGCGAUACCCUCUCCCUCACCCAAUCCCGAUGGGCACCCCUCUGCCGCCAGACCAACAGCUCGCAUCCUCUAGUCGAAGCCGAGCAAAAGGCGUUUUACGAGUUGGUUGACAAGUCGGAACCAAAGUAUGACCAUAUAGGUUUGGGGAGUGUUGGAAUGGAGAUGACGCGGCAGGUGAUGUUGUAUGGCGAUAGUGGGAUUGAUGUGUCGAAGAAAUGA
Messenger RNA from Cryptococcus wingfieldii CBS 7118, 561 nucleotides. RefSeq lists its product as hypothetical. The transcript has a single exon. NCBI's taxonomy places the organism in Eukaryota, Fungi, Basidiomycota, Tremellomycetes, Tremellales, Cryptococcaceae. The record is from RefSeq and is a predicted model, not a curated record. The coding region runs from base 1 to 561 and encodes 186 amino acids.